AGAUGGAACGUGGUAGAGCUUCAGUAGAUAUGGGUAACCUCCGCCGCAACCGAACAAAGGAGAUUGCGAGGAAUCAUCCAAGCUUGCAGAAAGGUAAGGGACGGGCCGGGGCUUCAUCUCAAACCCGAGAUGAUUUUGAUGCGGAUUAUAACCAAAGAUAUGGGUCUGCGAUGUCCGAUGAGCAAGUAGAACAACUAUUACAACAAAAUCAAGGGGCCUUCUUCCAUCAACAAAACAUCCCGACCAUUGACGAAGAAGAGCUCGAGGAUGAUGAUGCGGAGGAGAGGGAUCCGCAAACGGUCGAGCACGAGGUUCAUGGCACACCGUACGAUGAUGAAGAGCAAGCGGAAGUGGCUACUUCUUCCCAAGGCGGUGAGAAAGCUGAAUCAGUCUUUAAGGCAAAUUUUACAAAAUUUAAAGACCCCC
Cuscuta epithymum is the source of this 426-nucleotide messenger RNA. Lineage: Eukaryota; Viridiplantae; Streptophyta; Magnoliopsida; Solanales; Convolvulaceae. The record is from the annotation of a GenBank genome assembly.